Messenger RNA from Prorocentrum cordatum, 357 nucleotides. The record is from the annotation of a GenBank genome assembly. NCBI's taxonomy places the organism in Eukaryota, Dinophyceae, Prorocentrales, Prorocentraceae.
AUGCUGCUUUUGGAGGCUGCUCAGCUGGCGCCGUGCCGCUACAUCGUUAUCGGGCCGACCAUCCUGGAGGCCUCCGCAGACCUGCGCGGCGGCCGGGCGGAGCUGAAGGUCACCCCGCGCCCAGCAGGCCCUCUUGUGACCCUGGCCUCCCCUGACAAGAGCUUCGAGGUUCACCUGCAAGCGGCGCUGGCAUCUGAAGCAACGCUCGGCGUCUCCGAGAAGACAGGACGAGGAACAUUACGAUUCCUGGGCAAGGACAAGCGACCUAUGCUUACCGUUGUUUUCAUGGGCGACGACGCCGACAGUCAUUUCGACGUGCUCUUUGGCCGGUGGGGUAGCUGCGUGCAGUUGAAUUGA